Messenger RNA from Suillus clintonianus, 6246 nucleotides. RefSeq lists its product as uncharacterized. The record is from RefSeq and is a predicted model, not a curated record. The transcript has 15 exons. NCBI's taxonomy places the organism in Eukaryota, Fungi, Basidiomycota, Agaricomycetes, Boletales, Suillaceae. The coding region runs from base 1 to 6246 and encodes 2081 amino acids.
AUGGCAGACAAUGUAUUCGAAAUUCUGCAGGAUAUCAUGGAAUGCGGCAUCCUCGAUUCCAGCCCAGACAGACAGACGACUGCAAGGACUGUGCAAUGCAAAGAACCUGGUGCAAGUGAUGAUGGGUGGAAUUCAGACACAGAUAUGAACGAUCUUUUGGCGGCCAUAGAAAACUGUGGAAUAUUGGACAAAGGAAAGGAGAAUUUAAUAGACAGUAAAAAGCCGCGUGGAAGGCCGAAAAAAAAAUUGAUCAAGAGAACUGUGAAUCGCAGUACUAAAAAACAGGCAUGUCCUGAAGAUUGGUUUGAGGUGGAACAAUCAGCUCAAAAUAAUGGCCGGAAACCUAUCAUACGAGCCACAAUAAGCCCAGUACCUGAGGAUGUACCAGCCGAUAGGAAUGUCGUUCAAGUUAGCAACAGUGAUAGAACAACAACAGGAAGACGUGCAGAAGUUCCUGUCAUGGUAUCCCAUAUCCACGGCGGAGACAAGGCACAACAAAUGUUAUAUGAGAGUAGCGGAGCCCUCGAAGAAACUGGAGUGACAAAGAACAGAGGUCGAGGACGUCCUAAAAAGCACGUGGUGGGUUCACGUUCAACAGUGUCGAAAAAAAAAGUUCUUGAUGUGGUCACUGACACACACGAUCAUGGGAAGGGGAAUACAAAUACCACAAGCAGUGGAGUCGACAACGAGGAACCCGGGCCAAGGGUUGAUAUCACAAUGCCUGAUACUGCUUCUCGUGCCAUGUCACGCCCAAUUCUUUGGACAGAUGCCUGGAAUAAUUUACAAACACUUCAAUCAAGCACAUGGCUUGACGCAGCAGUGGCAAACUUUUAUCUGUGCCAUGUCUGGUAUGAAGGCCGAGGCCGAACCUGCAUGAGAUAUCUGGACAUGUACGCGGCAAUGGCGGGUGAUUUAUGCGAUCAUGAGAUACAGGAAAUGAGGAUCAACCACUUCAUCGAUCCAGAUGCUGCAUGUCCCAUGGUUCCUGUCGGAUUCAUCGUCCAUCACUCACAACAUUUCUUCGCUGUAAUAUUCGAUUUUAUACGACAUACAGCACACGUCCUUGGCCGCAAUAUUUCGAAUCAUAUUAUGCAUGUUCGUCAGACCAACCUGGAUGACUGGGAAGCUUGGGAAGGGCCUAGAUAUUGGAGGAAUGUUGCAGCACUACAUGGGUGGACAGCAGGCGAUGUAACCGAUGUUUGCAUCAGAACUCAAGAUUGGACGCAAAAUGGAGUCGACUGUGGCCCAAUAGCUUGCUCCGUGCUGGAGCAAGCUCUGACAUGCGGGUUGGACACACGUGGCAAUUUGCCGCCGAUACAUCUAAAAUGUGGACACAAACUGCGCAUGGAAAUAUUCCGCGUUGUUUUGGGGCGGAUCAAGAUCAGCUGUACAGAUUACAUGAUGCUUCUGGACAGUCCCAAAACUCAUUGGAUGGCUCAUGACAUUCCAGAUGAAGAUGAUCCCGAAGACCACUUUCACCACAUUGACGAUCACAAUGUCACCUCCCAUCACGAUGACAAUCAAUAUGAGGAGGGAGGAGCAGUCGAGAAACAUAGAGUGUCAGAGGUACCAUCAAGCACUGAACAUAAAAUACAAGCCCCACCCACAUGGCACCAACUCAGGAGGGUUCAUGCACAGAAACAUGAAAGACGUCCUGUUAUCCGUGCGACGAUCAGCCCUGUACCAGGGGGUACAGUUACACUUGAACAUGUUGCCAAUGUCAACGACUAUACAAGUUCCACACAGGGAUCCACCAGGCGUAGUCGAGGCCGCCCCAAAAGGAAGUCUGGACGUCACUAUGGGCCAAGGUUGAAGAAAAAUAUGCGUCCGAACCUCCCUGAAGGGCAUGAUCAUGGCGAUGAAUUCGAGUUCCUUGCACACGAUAAUAAUUACCAAUCUCGAGGGGAAGAAGCCUUGCCGCACAGAAGACAAAAUAAUAGGAGUCUUGCAACACAACAUGCUAGGCAAACACGAGCGACUUGUGAAGGUGAAGAAAUCACCAUGGAAUCUCGGUGGAGUCCAGGUAAUUUUUUGGGAGAGAUAGAUGAUGACGAGUACAGACCUUCGCCACCACCGCUGCCUGAGGUCCGGUUACCGUCACUGGAGGCACCACCACCGCCACUAGCUAAAAUGACAGUUGGAGACAUUACUUGUCGUGCAAUGGCCAGGCCAUGUGUAUGGACUUCUGCCUGGGACAACUGUAGAACCCUUGGGUUCAACGAGCGGCUUGAAGCGACGGUUGCAAACUUUUACCUGUUGCAUGUUUGGUAUGAGGCGCUGAACAGAUCACGCAUGCGAUAUGUGGAUGUACAUGCAGCAAUGGCAAAAGAAAUGGCAGAUGAAGACCUGGAGCGUUUUAGGAGGAACCAUUUUGUGCCUCAUGAUGGCGGAUGUCCUGUGGUCCCUGUGGGAUUCAUAGUCUGUGAUGCCGAAUUCUUCAUCAGUGUCAUCUUCGACUUUCAGGAACGCAAAGCGCACAUCCUGGAUUGCCAUAUUUCUGAUGGCACAUUGAACAUACAUCGAAAUGAUUGGAGCAUUUGGGGAGGACCUGAAUAUUGGAGAAAAAUUGCGACCCUUCAUGACUGGAGCCCCGGAGAUGUAACAGAUGUGUCAGUGAUACACCGGGAUGUGACCACAGAUGUGGUGGACUGCGGCCUCAUGGCCUGCUCUGUGCUGGCACAUUUCUUGAUCUCAGGAGUCGAUGGGCACGGUAAUCUACCACCAUUUCAAACACAAUGCGGCCACAAGCUCCGCAUAGACAUGUUGCGCGUUGUCGCCGGACGUAUAAGGAUGAGCUGUAGUGACUACCUCAUGCUCCUGGACAACAGACCGGACGAUUGGCUAGAAGAUGAUAUUCCAGACGAUGAGGUCAUCAAUUCCAUUCAACAUGGGCGGCAUCAGGCUGAAUGCCUCGAGCUCUUGCGUAAAUUGACUAUCAUCAGCGCUACAUGCUCGGCAUGCCAAUCUCCCAUCCUCAACCAGGCAGGACGCAGCCCCUUACACCAUGAUGAGAAUCGUGGUGACACUCCAGUUGAUCGUGAUGAUUCAGAAGAUGGUUAUGGCGAAGAUGAGGAUCACCUCGGCACAAUCCUACCUGCAGAAAGAAAGGCGAAGCUCGUCCAACUUUUCAAAGCGAACAAAGAACUGGCUGGAUCCCGCAACCGAAAUGCAAUUCCUGCUCGUGCUGUUGGGACGCAUCUUCAAAUAGAAUCAGAGCCGUCAGCUGAAACAGAUGGUCAAGUUGAUUCUCAACGCUCCACAUCAGCCUCAGCAACUCGUAGGCGAGUGUCAAACUGGAAUCUGGGAAGCAACAAACGAUUUCCUCGACCAAUCGCUCCAGUACCACUAGUGGCAUAUUCAGGUAGAAGAUGGCUUCAAGACAAUAGGAACUUCGAUGAUUAUGAGGGUGGGCCUACAAUAGAGAUGCUGAGACCUCCGAGGGACGUCAAUCCUACAAUGACAAUUCCAGGAUGGAGGCAUGCAGCUGUCCACUGCUUGGGUGGACUGGCUACAAUGGCGCACAUCAUGCCGGUUGGCACAACCGAUUGCUAUGAUGCAUCCAAACAAGUGCCAGAUCGUGUCACAGGAGAAUACACCCUCGACCGGCGAGGGCCUGACCAGGAUGGACGCUGCACACGGGUAUCAGAUGUGGACAUAAUGUCUGCGUCUGAAAUCAUAGAUUCUGUGCAGUACGACCCUCCGCUGCAUGAUGAGUGUAGGUUUGGACACAACGCCUUUGUGCGUGGCCGCACUAGUCAUCGGUAUGGAGAUGGACCUGCAUUGUAUAUUGAUCUCGAAAAAGAUGCAAUCCAAUUUUCGGAAGAUGAGAUAGAGAUCUCGGUGGACAUAGACAGCAUCAUCUGGACCACGAAGACAUUCCGGUGCAGGGGAUCCGUCGGCAUUUAUGUGACUCCACCAUUUCAAGUGAAACCUGGGAUAUUCAAGCAUAACCAUACAUAUGUCGACAUCACAAUUCCACAGUCAGAGGCCGAUGCGCAUGUGCCCGGGGGCAGGACCGAAUGGCUGUCCAAACGCUUUCCAAUGUCUGCCAUCCCUCAUGCUUGCAUUGGGAGGAUAUCAUCUGCUUCCUCAACGCUGAAUCUUUAUAUCGCAUUUCCAAGAAUGAUUCACCGACACCCAGUGAACGGCCGGAGAAUCACACUCAUUCCCCAGGAGGUCUUGGACAUCUUCUGGGAUAGGGUGUUGCUUCCUUCCAUAGGAGAUUGCACGGAUGCGAGCUGGGCCCCUUACCUCAAGCACACAUUGGAGGAGGCGCGAUACAAGGCUAAUGGAGCGGGAGGACGUAGAGGGGGAUGGGGACCGCCCAAAUCAAUUCCCCUAUCUGAUGAUGACUUCAAGGAUGUACAGGAACGCAUGCAGGAUCGAAUUCGCGAUGGAGAGGCUGAGCUGAGUAUGUUUGGGUCGUUGUUCUUCAUCCUGGAAGGAAAGGGCAUAAAGCUGCUCACGAAGGAUGGUCAGAGAGGACGUUUCUCAGGACCAGAAGAGGCCCUUCGUCGAAACCUGUCUGACCUCGACUGGCCAUACAUGAUGAACAGGCAACAUGGAGAACUUCUUGUGGACGUCGGGAUCUCAUUCACACCACGCUCACCAGAUGUACCCGUCGUGGGGGUAUGGAGAUUGGACGCACUUGAAGCAUCAUUUGGUGCAGGGGGGUACAAGAGAGGCGAGAUGCAUCAUCACAACACACUCUCGAGAUACGGUGCACUGCAGGCCGAGAUGCAGCAGGAGAGGGCCCAGCAGACGCACAUCGCAUUCCGAAGCACCUACAACCUCUACUAUGAAUCCAUCCGGACGAACAACAACCGCGUGAGCUUCGCUUCCGACAGCGAUGCAUACAAGCUUUCCCCACCAUACAUGGCUGAAUGCUUCGAAAUGGUCAAGGUCAUCGACGGUUGCAAGGAGAAAACAUAUGGGGUCAGGGACGAGUACAGAGUGAGUGGACAAGCAGCCAGAAUAAUGCUGGAGAAUAUCGACACCAAGGCUACGGAAUAUCUGCGAUCUGAUCCAGUGCUGUGGAUACCAUCGAAGGUCUGGUUCGAGCUUAUUAGAAGAAGGGUUCGGGAGCUUCAGAGGACCCAGAUAGCCAUCGUCAGAAAGAAUCCACCAAACCUCGGCAUCCUCACCGGCCUGCUGAAUCACAUGCUUCGUUCAACGACAUCCACCCCCAUCAUCUAUGACUUCCAUGUUCGCGAGUCCCUUGCUCUCCUCGAGAAUUCGAUCUCGGCCAGCGAGACAUGCUUGGAUGAAGUGCAGCAAGUCGAUGAUGUGAAUGUGCUGGCUCUCAUGGGCGUAAACGCAAAGGCUCAAAGAGAUAGAGCAGUAGGACGAAAAAAUCCACAGGCAAUGGCUGAAUCAGAGCUUGAAGACUAUCCCCUUGGUAGGACGCCGACGUGGACUCGACUCAAGUUGUUCAACAUGGACCUGUCCGUCGGACGAUUGUUCAUCAUGUUCACCAGACACAUAUGGCUCAUGCUGACAACUGAAGUCUUGAAAGGCGUCACACCCCACCCAAUCACACUGCAGGAGGCGAUGAAGUGCUGGACCAUAACGAGUGUCGAUGACGUCCUUUCUGCUGUCGCAUUUGAAGCCUGCAAUUCUGGACUGCAAGACCACACUGGAGUCACGGCCGGUCGGAUGGGUCCCAGGUCCAGAGGCUUUGGUGACAGGUCCACUCUAUUCUUCCCUGAUCCCGAUGCGUCCUACAAGGACAACACUCAGUGGUCCACGCUGUGGGAGGGAGAUGGAUACAUUGCAGAAUUUCACAGGACUAUGCAGACUAUGGACGAGGAUCAGCAAGCAUCGUUGAAGCAAGGAUUAUCCGAGGUUUUUUCGGAGGUUCAUUGUCUCCCAGCAAGUGGGUCUAGAGUGUGGACACAAAAGAAUGAUGCCAUCAUUUUUGUCACAAACCCCACAUUUUACAGGAUCGACUGCAUCGGAAGGGGAGGCGACCGUCAGCAGAGGGCCACCAGAGCACGUCGUACAAUGAAGUUGAUCAAGGGAAAGCGCAUAUUUGCAGCUGACCUGAUGGACUCGCAACCCUUUGACACAGAUGGUAAUCUGAGAACGAAGACCGAGAGACAAAAGCGUCGGGAGAUUCGCAAGAAAAUGACCAUGACCAAGAGAAAUCAGAGAAUCCCCCCUCCCCCACGUUCUCGCAAGCUCCUGCCAUUUCCCAUGCAUAUAGGACAAUCUUUGGAAGGAGAAAAUGUAGUGGCUGAAGAUUAG